Molecule: messenger RNA, 842 nt
Organism: Amphimedon queenslandica
Lineage: Eukaryota; Metazoa; Porifera; Demospongiae; Haplosclerida; Niphatidae
Product: F-box only protein 36-like
Exons: 1
Coding region: 44-697 (217 amino acids)
Molecular function (GO): protein binding
Source: RefSeq, a predicted model, not a curated record
GUGGGUGGUGAAACUCCGCCCAAUUCCAGCAAACAACAACAAAAUGGCAGACGCCAGAGGGGAGGAAAUUGCAGAGAAAAUAGCUUGGAAAACAGCCAUACUCCGCUCAAGGAAGCUUUUUGAAGGGACCUCACAACUACCCGCACCCUCUAAAGACUUUUGCCAGCUCCUCAUUACUGAGAAAGGUGUCGCAUGGCGCAAAUGGAAGAUAACACUCAGAAAUUAUUCACUGGGGAUGGCACCUCACCCCAUCGAACAGAUCAUGACAUAUGAAGACUAUAGGUUUGACAGGUCGCUCCAGUUUGAGAUUGAGACUAUUUUCGGAGUCAAGGCCCUAAACCAAACCUUGAAGAUUGUCAAAGGAUGCAACGAUCCCUUGAGCAGUCUACCUGAGCCACUUGCUAUCAAAGUUAUCUGCUAUCUUGACUUGCAGUCAAUCGAGUAUCUUUCACAGGUCAACCAGCACUUUCGCGAGCUCUGCAAGGCCGACGGUCUCUGGGAGAAACUCUAUGCUAUGCAUCAGGGAACUCCGAGUCGUGAAGUGAAGGCCCUUGCUAAGGAGCUGGGCUGGAAGCACGUUUUCUUUAUGAACAAGCUUCAGUUGCAGAAGGAGAUUUCACGAAAGAGACGACAGUUACUGGCAUCACCCUCCGACUCUGGAGCGAGUACUUUCAUGACUCAACAAAUUGAAGAUUAAAGUACUCGGAGAUACGAUAGUCUGACCAGCUAGCACAGAGACUUAACAACUGUUAUCACUUCUUUACUAUUUUAUUAGUUAUUACAAUAGAUUAUUAUCAUAAUAUAUAUUGAAGAGGAACCACGCCUCUUUGCUUUACAAAACA